CCGCCAUCGCGUUCUUCCUCUUUUUAACAAUUUUCAUUUUGUGUUAUUUUUGUUAAUUUUUACAAAAAUCCUCAUAAUGGCCUUUACUACAAAGCGAUCAAGAAAGGAAACUGAAUCUAAAAGUUAUCUCUUUCUGCUUGAGUUGUGUGUAAAAUUCGGAAGUUUGCAAGCCUGUUCGGCAUUCCUGAAGGAAUUAAACGGGAAGAAAACCCAUGAGGAGAGCCUUGAUUUCAUGUACAAAACUCUCGAGAAGCACAAGUUGUUCCAAAAUAGGUUUAAAAGAGAUGAAAAAUGUGAUUUAAUGGCCAAUCAGUUUAAACUUCUGGGGAAUGUACAUUUUGCUGAGGGGGACUAUAAGCGGGCUUUGAAGUUAUAUACCAGGGCUAUAAUGGGGGCCAAAGGGCAAGAAAUGCUUGCUGUGUGCUAUGCUAAUCGUUCCGCUGUUUUAUUCAAGUUGGGGUUGUAUGAAGAGUGCUUGGUUGAUAUUGAAAGAGCUUUAAGUAACAAUUAUCCCAAUCGUUUGAAACCCAAAUUAGUGUCACGACGUGCUAAAGCUCUCGAACUCAAAAAACAAGAACCUAGAGUAUCUUUUCAUGAGAAGGCUCCUAAAAUCCCCACGUUUCGAAGAAACUCUUCAUUUCCUUGCGCUACCAAUUCGGUAUCUAUUGUAGUCGGUGAUAAAUCCCGAAAACACGUUGUUGCCACUAAAGACAUACAAGUUGGAGAAGUGAUUGCAGUAGAAACGCCUUUUACUGCAGUGAUAACACCUUUCCUCCUGUUUCACUGCUGCGACUGUUUCACUCUAUGUUACAACCCCAUUCCUUGCAAUUCUUGCACUGAAACUGUCUACUGCAGUGAGACAUGUAGAGAAAAUGCCUUUACUAAAUACCACAAGAAAGAAUGCCCCAUUCUCCGUUCUAUCAAAGAACUAAUUGGAAAUGAUUCCCGCCACUUUCACUAUGCCCUUAAAAUGGCUUUCUACGCUCAAGAAAAGCACAUUUCACACGCAAGCAAGUGUUGUGAUAGGCAAGAUUUUGUGGAUGAUAGUACCAUGACAUUGAUGGCAACCCUAUUUUACUACCUCGUUGAGACAUACACAACGGCUUUGCAAGGGGUAGGCGAAGCCGGUGUGAAGGAUUUCAAAAAGGCUUUGAUGUCGUACAUGCACAUUUGCGAACACCAUAUUUCAGACAUUUCGGAAGUUUACCUUAACGAUGGAAUAAAUAAUGAGUUAUCACUGUACAAGGACGAUUUUGCAAAGGCAAUUUAUCCGUUUUGUGGCCAAUUGAGACAUUCGUGUUGCCCCAAUGUUAACGGGUGGUAUCAUGGGGUGACGAAGGUUUUGAGAGCGGUCAGGACCAUCAAGAAGGGGGAGGAGUGUUUUGUCUCCUAUGGGCCCCUUUAUUCCGUCAUGGGGAGAAAGGAUCGUCAAAAUUAUCUCUUUUUCAUUUACAAUUUCAAAUGCAGAUGUCAAGCUUGCAAACAAAAUUGGUAUUUAAAGGAAGAUUUGUCAGCUGAAGAAGCUCUUGUGAACCACAUGCUCUUGUUCAACAAUAAUAAAUUUCACGUUGACGUCGCGAAAGCUCUUAUUAAUCGAAAAAUUCAAUUGGUAAAGGAACUGGAAAAGAGUGAACCAAAUGAUGAAUUAAUUCACCAACAAACAACGCUAUUUAAUUGCUUUUUGGUUCUAGCUAACAAGCGAGUGCCCUUCCUUUUUUUGUGUACGAAAAUGAGUGUGGCGAGUUGUAUUGCGAAAGUUUUUAAAAAAUUGGGGCAAAUCUCCACUUUUGUGCAGUUUCAAAGUCAGCUCUUGGCUUGUGUUCAGGACGACACGCGGAAUUCGGGAGAGUUUGUGCGGGAUUUUCACAAGUUGGGAAGCAAUGUCGAAAAAGUGGAUUUUUUGUAUGAUAAGAUGCGACAAUACGGGUUGCUUGAUGACAAGUACACCAAGGAUGAGAAGGAUGAUAAGAAAGCGAAGAAACACAAGGAAAAGGGAGAUAAGUUAUUUGCGACAGGGGCUUAUUCUAAAGCCCUUCAGUGUUAUACUAGAAGUGUUAUGAAGGCUAAAAGUCCAGAAGUCUUAGCCAUGGCUUACGCCAACCGGUCUGCUGCUUUAUUCAAACUAGAGCAGUUCGAGGAAGCUCUAAGUGACGUGGAAAGGGCUCUGUCGGGUGAUUACCCUGAAAAUCUGAAACCAAGUCUAGUGACACGUCGGGAGAAACUUUUAGGUUUUAUGGGGGCACACGGACCUGCUUUUAAUUUCUUCGAAUCAGUUCCGGAAAUCCCCGAGGACCAGAAAAAUGCCUCAAUUCCGGGCGCUAGCUCUUGUAUUGAAAUAAAACCGGAUGAAAAGUCCCGACGUCGAGUUUUCGCAGCCCGGAAAAUCGAAAUCGGGGAAAUAAUCGCAGUGGAAAAGCCUUUUACUUUCACACUCGCCGCUGCGGAUCUCUACCACUGCCAUGAGUGUUAUCAACUGUGUUACAACCCCAUCCCGUGUGAAAUUUGCAGCCAAUCAUUGUACUGUGGGGAGGAAUGUCGGGAAAAUGCCCGGGAAAAGUACCACCAAUACGAAUGCCCGAUUUUAAUUUCCUUGAAAAACAUGGUGGGAAAACACAAGGCUUUUCUUUUAGCAAUCAAAAUGUCGUUUAUAAUUCCGGAUGAAGAUGACGCUCCAGAAGUGUACGCUUUAGUGGAAAAUCUUAAUCGGAAAAACAGCGAUGAAGUCUUCACCACAGCUUUAAUAGCAGCCUUAAUGUACCACUUGGUGAAAACCUACACCGGAAAAUUUCCCGAAGACGAUUCAGAAGCUGAAAACAAGUUCAAACAUUUCCUUAUGAUCCAUUUACGAAUUUGCUUGACCCAUGCUGCUGGAAUCGACGAGCUUUGCCCCAACCAAGCCUCCGAAGGUCAAGAACCCGGCCAAGAACUGCUGCGAUUCAAAUCGGAAACCGUGGGUUGUGCCCUUUAUCCCUUUUACGCUCUUUUCAGACACGUCUGCUGUCCGAAUGUCUUUGCCCAUCAUCAUGGAACCAAACGUGUCCUUAGAGCGAUUCGAACCAUUCAAGAGGGGCAAGAGUGCUUUGUGUCCUAUGGGCCUUACUACGUCGAGCACAGUAAAGAAGAGCGCCAAAAUCGACUUUUGUCUCAAUACCAUUUCAAUUGUAAGUGUAAAGCGUGUGAGGAGGAUUGGCCCCAAUUGGAUUUGAACCCCUAUUAUUUGACUUCAAGGCAGGACUUGGAAUUUGUGGCGAAAAUUAGGGAUGCGAAUGUUGAAGCGGCUAUUGAGGAGGUUCCGAGGUUCUUGAGGCGUUUAAAAGAGUUGGAGGUGUUUGAGCCUCUGUCGGAAUUGACUCUCCAACAGAAACUCUUGUCUUAUUGUUAUGAUAUACUUGGAAAUAAAAGAAGAAUCCUGUAAUUUUUUAUUGAUAAAGUACAGUUUGUGGCAAUAGUA
This is a messenger RNA of Tribolium madens (black flour beetle), 3451 nucleotides long. RefSeq lists its product as uncharacterized. NCBI's taxonomy places the organism in Eukaryota, Metazoa, Arthropoda, Insecta, Coleoptera, Tenebrionidae. The transcript is spliced from 7 exons. Gene Ontology annotation, molecular function: protein binding. The coding region runs from base 77 to 3415 and encodes 1112 amino acids. The record is from RefSeq and is a predicted model, not a curated record.